Spodoptera litura is the source of this 1688-nucleotide messenger RNA. RefSeq lists its product as uncharacterized. NCBI's taxonomy places the organism in Eukaryota, Metazoa, Arthropoda, Insecta, Lepidoptera, Noctuidae. The record is from RefSeq and is a predicted model, not a curated record.
UCGAACGGUCAUAAUGCUAGUCGGAAUCAUACACCUUAUUCUUAUUGUUAGUAAAACAUUAGAAGCAUCAACAUCGAAAAAGAUGCAGUCUUCGGAUAUAAUUGCACACGACAGCAUUCUAAAGUCCUCAGAUAUGGCCAGAAUCAAAAGUUUUCUUCAAACCAUGAAUCAUUUUAACGAUGAUCAAACACCUCAAAUGAAAGAUCCGAGCAGUUACUGUCAUUCAUUUACUACUUGCCAUGAAUGUGUGAAAAGUAUGUGGUUUCCAUGCGGCUGGUGUCACAACUAUGGAUGUACAGAAAAUCCGCAGAAACUAUGCCCUCGCGCUGAAACCAAAGCAGAGAAAUCAAACAUAACAGGAGAAAUAAGAGCUUGUCCACGAGCGGAGCAUGAUGGACCAAUAUUGGUACCAGGAGGAGUAAAAGUAAAUAUGAAAAUUAAGCUGUACGUACCAGACCCUGCCAUAUAUGACCAAGAAAUUAUAUGCCAAAUAAAGCUACGAAAUCGUCUAACUCAUCUUAAGGGACUAAUUCUUAAUGACAUCGUGUAUUGUUAUCCAAUUGCUUUGGAGCCACACGCAGUGCAAUUUGGUGAUACAGAUAGAGGCACAUUGACACUCUUAUGGGGCGGAACUCAACCUUACUCGAACUCAAUUGAAUUGAUUGUAUACAACUGCGAAUUAUUAGCAUCGGAUUGCGAAUCUUGUAAAAUGAUUCCGUCUGUUUAUGGAUGUGGAUGGUGUGAUCAAACAGCUAAAUGUGUGAUUGGUGACAAGUGUCCCAAAGAUAUGAUGAAAUGGACUCUAAAUAGAUUGACUUGUGAACAUUAUGGAAACCAUAUGCUAUAAAACUAGAGUAAAUCUCUAAAUUCAAAACAAAGAUGUUAGAUUUUUAUAAAACGAUCUGGAUUAUUUUUAUACGCAUACACUGUACUCAACUAUUUACCGCGCAGUUGUCCCAAAUAGACUCCAUCCAGGGUUACUGCACAUCGUUCAGCAGUUGUUGGGAUUGUAAGAGAGCAGGUGCUCAGUGUGACUGGUGCCAUGAUGUCGGCUGUACACACUACCCAAGUCUUCAUUGCCCCCAAAAAGUAUUUCUUGACAACACAUGGCACAAGAACUCGAUAGAAAGGUACUGUACCGAAAUUGUGUCCAGUGAUCCCAUAUUCGUUCCUGCCGAUGUAAAAAAGUAUAUUAAAUUAAAUUUGAGGAUAGAUGAUUUAACGAUAUUCAAACGAAGCAUUAUGUGUGAAAUACAUAUAGAACAGUCGAUUAUACGAGUUAAAGCAAACCUCGGUCAAACUACGUUGUACUGUGACAUGACUAACUUAAAAAUUAGUCGGACUGUGUCUUUGGGUUAUGUGAGACUCUUGUGGGGAGGCGUAGAACCAUAUUCCAAUAUGAUACUCAUGAUAGUAUACAGAUGUCAAUACAUGGCAAACACUUGUUUUGAAUGCCAAGCACUCGAUAAAAGAUUCAAUUGUGGUUGGUGCGAAGAAACUUCGAAGUGUAUUUUGCUGGAAGAAUGUCCAAGACAAUUUGGGCCGUGGAUAGAUAGAAAAAGUUUGUGUGGUAGAUACAAAGACAUAGCUCACUAUAACCAGGGGAAUGUAGAAUGACUUGUAAAUAAAUAUGAGUAAUUUGUUGUGAAACGUGAUAGUGUUGCGCAUAAUGUUUUAUUAAAUGUUCA